This is a messenger RNA of Sipha flava (yellow sugarcane aphid), 4204 nucleotides long. RefSeq lists its product as uncharacterized. The transcript is spliced from 2 exons. Bases 519 to 4190 code for a protein of 1223 amino acids. Gene Ontology annotation, molecular function: zinc ion binding; nucleic acid binding. NCBI's taxonomy places the organism in Eukaryota, Metazoa, Arthropoda, Insecta, Hemiptera, Aphididae. The record is from RefSeq and is a predicted model, not a curated record.
CUUUAUAUAUUAUUACAUGGUCACCUGAUAUAUCACAUAUACCACAAAUAGUGUUAAAUUCCUCUGGGUAGUACGGGUACACGCAAUCGUCAAGAGGGUCAACCUUACGAGAAGGAACCCAUUGACAAAACAUUCUGGUAGCAGAGCGUGGUUUAUUUAAGCGGAAGUUUUUUUUAUGAAUUUUUAUUACGUUCGUAAUAUUGGUAUAGUGUAUGAUAUAUUGUGGUGGUGUAGUAGUCGCGUUUUGGUGCAUCAGUAAAUUGUUUAAUUAUUUAAAUUUUUAUAAAUAUAUAAUCGAAAUUAUUGUAUGGUGAAAGUCCCAAUGUUAAUCAGCAAACCUAUUUAUAUUGAUUCAUUAAUUAGUGCUUGUGUGCAACCGGGCCGUAAUUGCGUGAUGUGUUAAGCGGUUCCGUCGUUAUCUUUUUUUUUUGUAUGUUAUUAUCGAACGACGCAUCGCGACGGUCCGAUAGUUAUGUUACUUCGAUUUAUUAAAUAGUAUUUUACGUAAUAUUCAAAUAAUGAUGACUGAGCGAGCAGACAUCGAGCGUGUAAACCGGGUAAAGCGAAAGGCUUUGUUAAAAUGCAAUAAUUGUUUUAAUCGCGUAAAGGCUAUUCACGCCAUCGCGUUGCGAUGUGUCGAAAAUGCAGAGCUUUAUGCGCAAUUGUCGGUCCUGUUGGACGAUGUCGACGAUAUUUGUAAUGUUUUUAAGGCCGAGAAUGAAACUUACAUUGAUUGUUUAGUCGAUUUAGAAUUAGAGUCGGAAUAUUCAGAGGACCCGAUAAUUGAGAUGUAUGAGCUAAUUUCAUUCUCAAAAGCUGUCUUGAAUAACCACGAGUACCCCCGCCGUGUAAUGUCCGUGCAUGGGGGAUCUCAAAGGUCGUUACAUAGUACCGUAAUAAAUACUCAUAAUACACAGCCUGUGGCUGACGAUGACGUUUGUGGUCCCGCUCGUAAUGUCAUUGUCGACGCAUACGCGGAUAACAGUGGCCCAUCCGAAAAUUCCGCGCCGAUAACUGUCGACCGCUCGAAAUCGGUACGCUUACCGGAAAUACCAUUACCGAGUUUUCACGGCGAUAUUUUCAAAUGGUUGUCAUUUCGUGAUCGUUUCGUUGCUAUGGUGGACCAAAGACAAAACUUAACAGACAUAGAAAAAUUCUAUUAUUUAACGGGCUGUUUAAAGGGUAUUGCACUAGACGCGAUAGGAGGGAUUCCUGUGGCCGGCGAUAACUACCAGUUGGCGUGGUCCACAUUAAAAUCGCGCUUUGACCGACCCCGUCUUGUCGCUGCUUCGUUAAUCGAAAACCUAUUAACUGCCCCCAAGGCAUCGACCGAAACAUUAGUUGAUUUAAACAAAUUUUUAAUGAUUUUCGACGAAGGUGUCGCAGUGUUAGAGACUAUGAAGUUACCGAACUUGGGUGACUUUAUUCUGUUUAUUUUAGCCUCCCGUUGUUUACCGCAAUAUUCCGUCAAAUUGUUCGAGGCGCAAUUGUCCACCGGAUUUCCGUCCGUAAAAGAACUAUUAACAUUUGUUAAAUCGCGAAUAAAUGUAUUAGAGUGUGUCCCACGCGAUAAUUCGCAGAAAUGUACAAACCCAUCAGCGACCAAGUCAUUCCCGUCAAAUGGUUUUAAAGGUGGUUUCACCCAUACAAAGCGCUUCCAAAAGACUUCGUUAGUCGCACACACGACUGCCCCUAAAUUACCUGGGAGUUGUUUGGUUUGUUCCGGGUCUCAUAGUGUGAUUAAUUGUAGAAAGUUUUUAGGUUGGUCCGCGGACGUCCGACAUAAGUGGGUCCGUGACCACAAAAUGUGUUUUCGAUGUAUACGGUCGGGUCACUGGGCGCAAGACUGCAAGUCACCCACACCAUGUGACCAAUGUCCCCGUCGCCACCACCCCCUUUUACAUCCUGACGACACACCCGACGUUCGCACUUCGUUGGUUGGUCAGGGCUCCGGUAAUUCAGUACUGUUAGGGACGACGCUUGUUCAUAUCCUAGACUGUGGGGGCGUGUUACAUACCGUUCGGGCUUUGGUAGACUCGGCGUCGCAGAUAAGCGCCAUCACAUCCGAUUGUUCCUCCCGCCUAGGUUUGCGAAUGACACGUUGGACUACCCCUGUUUCUGGUUUGGCUGGCGCGCCCGUACCGAACGUGAAAGGGCGAGUCAAUUGUCACGUCCAGCCUAGAUUUGCUGUAGAGCCAAUUUUUAAAUUUGAGGCGUGGGUGUUCCCUUCUAUUACUGUGGAAAUGCCCGGUCAUCCUAUAUCUAGACAUAUAGUAGAAAAGUAUAAAAAUUUAGCGUUGGCGGAUCCGUUAUUCGCUGUCCCGGAUAAAAUUGAUUUAUUAUUAGGUGCAGACAUAUUCGCACGCAUACUAGAUGGUAAGCGCGUGUCGGUUGGGGACUCCUUUCCGGUUGCUUUCGGGUCAGUGUUCGGGUGGAUUAUUAUAGGUCCCGUUCCACAAGUAAAUCAUAGUACUAACAUUUCCUGUCCCAUUUCACUUAUCACGUCAGUCGAGGGGCUGAUGGACAAAUUUUGGCAAAUAGAGGAACCCGAGACCGCCCCUGAGGACUUUACGCAUGACGGUCAGAGUGAGACAAUUUUUCGUGAUAAUUUUCGUCGUCAUGAAAAUGGUCGUUUUAGUGUCCCUUUAUUAUUUCGCCUACCAGUCACCGAAGACGCGUUUCGUGGUUCCUACGAAGUGGCCCUUAAACGCUUUAACUCACUCGAGAGGAAGUUAUCGGCUGACAACAGACUGCGGGAGGCGUAUAUAAAGUUUAUGACAGAAUACUUGACAUUAGGGCAUAUGUCACCGGCAAAAUCGUUAGGAACGUAUUUUAUCCCUCACCAUGCCGUGUAUAAGUCGUUCGAAGUCGAGACAAAAUUACGAGUGGUUUUCGACGCGUCUGCUCAAUCCUUUUCUGGUACGUCUCUGAACCAAUAUUUAUUAUCCGGUCCUAAAUUACAACGAGAUGUUAUCGAUGUCCUCACAUUAUUUAGGCUUUCACGUUACGCAUUUACUACCGACAUUACAAAAAUGUAUAGGCAAAUCGAAGUCAUUCCAGGCCACCGUUGUUUUCAACAUAUUCUGUGGCGUCCCUCCCCAACCGAGGAGCUCAAAGUUUUUGAACUUAAUACUGUGACAUACGGGGUAAAUUGUUCGCCUUUUUUAGCGCUUAGAGUUCUAAAACAUAUCGCUGAAAAUGACUGCCACGAUUUUCCAGCUGUCCGCGAAUCGUUAUUAUUCAGUACAUAUGUAGAUGACAUAUGCGUGGGUGCUGAUUCUGUAGAGGCCGCGGUGGCGCUACAAAAUGACUUACGCACCGUGCUAAGUCGAGCUGGUAUGUCAUUAAAAAAAUGGGCCAGUAAUUCAGAGGCGGUGUUAGAUAAUGUUUCGUUUGAUGAGCGGGUCACCAAGUCACUCACGUUUAAUCACAGUGAAGACGUCGGGAUUAAAGUUCUCGGCCUCAAUUGGAGCCAUCGAGACGACACGUUUCAAUAUUUAAUGCAAUCUGUAGACUUAAUUACAUCAAAACGGGGUAUGUUGUCACUUAUCGCCAGAAUAUUCGACCCGCUAGGCCUUUUGUCCCCGGUAAUAUUUUAUGCUAAAUAUAUAAUGCAACAAGUGUGGCAGAGCAAUGUCGAUUGGGACGAUCCAUUGCCUCCCGAGUUAUCCGAAUUAUGGCGCAAAUUCGUUGUGGAUCUUCCCGCACUGCAGCAAUUAAAAAUUUCGCGUUUUGUAGGUACACAAGUGGGAAGCCAAUGUUACGUAUGCGGGUUUUGUGAUGCGUCCGAAAGGGGUUACGCUGCCGUGGUUUAUUUAAAAAUAAUUGACGAAUUUGGACAGUCGGUCGUAUCUCUAUUGGGGGCUAAAAGCAAGUUAGCGCCACUGAAAGCAACGACCAUACCCCGACUUGAGCUUUGCGCGGCCGUGUUGCUUGCACGUUGGUUGGCCCGACUUACGUUAACAUUAAAGCGUAGAGUUCAUGUCGUUGAUAUAUACGCGUGGUCGGAUUCGACAACUGUUUUAAAUUGGUUGAAGGUCCCACAUGAAAACUUUAAAAUAUUUGUUUCGAAUCGAAUUUAUAAAAUAAAAACAUUAUUACCCAAGUGUCAUUGGAAUUACAUCCCUUCCGCAAAAAAACCCCGCCGAUUGUGUAUCGCGCGGUAUUUUUCCAUCGGAGCUCAUUAUUAAUAAGUUGUAUUGGG